GCGCGAGCUUCUUUUCGAACCGACCUUGCGAUCUGGGACGUCGUUUGGUUAGGAAGCACCGACAAAAACAUCAAAACGUCGCUGCUGCUCGGGUGUACGUACACGUCGACACUUUGUGUGCACCGGGAGUUGUUCGGACGCAGCUGGCCCUUGGAGUGGACGGCAACAGCUUCUCUUCCGUAUCUUUGCUGUUCAGCUUGUGUCCGUGUCAAUGUCGCGGGGACAUCGCCCCUCGAGUUCCCAUCUUUCUUUUGGUUAGCGUGUAUGUCUUGUUCCUGCCCCUCCCUUUGCGAAAUCGGCGACUUUCGAUUUCCGGCCGGCGCGUCCUCGCUAGCUGGCCGUCUGCCUUGCCUUACAUCGCCAAGACAAAGAAGUUUCCCGGAACACAAAAUGGUAAGCCACACCGCAGGAUGCAGCUUGCCAUGGCGGAGGCGUCUCGGUGUUUUUUCGCUGGUCGCCACCGUACAAGGGGCUCUCUACCCUUCCGCAGUCCUCAGCUUGCGGAUGUCAGUCGGCACAGACACCCGCGACAGCAGCCUCAGUCCGCCAGUCGCAGUGCCGCCCAGCGCUGCUGCAGCAAGCAGCGCCUCUUCAUGGUUCAAUUCGUCUCCCUCUGAACUCUCGGCUCCUUCUUCAUCUGCUCCCGAACCUCCUUUCUUUUCGCCCUCGGCCUUGGGUUUUGGCCAACUAGCCCCCCCCCUCGUCAUGAAGGUGCCGCAGAUGCCUGCGUCCUCGUUGCCGCCGGUCCCGGACAAUUCCGAAACACACGAGCCUUGCUUGCUUCCUUCUCCCAUCUCCACGCAGUCGGCAUCUCUCUCCCUUCUGGAAGAAGCAGCAGAUCACACGGUGCCUCCGCAGGAGUCUACAGCUUCAACUGAAUCUGCGGCUUCUGGAGAAGCUGUAUCCUCACCGCCUUCUGACCUGAGUUGUACAGUCGCAUUUGAGGGACCGAUCAGCCGAGCCCCCACACUAACUCUGUCGUCUUCUUCGGACGCGGGUCCUUUCCUCGCUAUUUUCCGCGAUACACACCCAUCAGCGAACGGGUGGAUUCACGGAUUCCACAAGGAGCUACGCACGGGCUACAAAGGCCCCUUCGGCGGGGAGAAUGGCGAGUACGUGCGUUGCCAUCCACCGGCAGGUGCACACGAUUACGAGGUCCUCGUGUUUGACCAGGACUACGAACUUGGGCCGAAACUAAAGGCGAUGGCUCACACGACGUGGAACACCCGAGCUCGAGCGUUGGGGACCGAAGAAGACCUCAUCAAAGACAUCGCACACAACGCUCCCUCCGGUGCGACUCCCAAAAUCGUCACUAGGUGCUCCGUCACCGUCUCCCAUGAACAAAUCGCAGAAGGUCAAUAAGCGACGCAGCGGGCCUCGGGAAACGUAGACAAACCGUCAAAUACGAGGGAAGAGACAGCCGAGCAGUGCCACUACGUGCACCGAUACAGAUAGAUGUAAUCUCUAUAAAGUUUGGUUCAGAGGGAUUCUCUUCAUACACAGAGAGUAUGCAUAUGUGGAGAUACUCGCAUGCACAGGUGUCUAUGAGUUUUCAUCUGCGCCAUAAUGUAGCCCUCUUCCGGGAAAAGUGCGAGUCUCGUCGAGCGAAAAAGGGGAAAUUGAACUGAGGCUUGACGCAUGACAGGCCACCAACGAGGAGGGGAAGAACAAAGACAAAAACCAGGACAGUAACCUCCACAGCACCUUUAUAUGCCGUGCUGACGGUAACCCAUUUUCCCAUCAAAGGCGGUCAUAUAUAUAUAUAUAUAUAUGUAUAUAUUAAGUAGAACAACAUAGCAUGCUUGCUUCUGCUCCUGUGUGUUGUGUACGGAUCUGCCCGCGCACGCAUAUAUGUUUGUCCUGGCGCUCUGCUGUAUGUGAUGGUUUACCAUUAACCUUUUCUCUCGAAGGACAUGAGACAGCUCCUUUUUUUCCUGGGCGUCCAACGGAGAAGAGAAGCCUAGUCGAGUGCAGCGACACUUGGACACUUUUUGAAAUGCGGUCCUUCCAAAAAGUCAAUUCUUCAGGACAUCGAAUGCCUUCACUCAGUGAAUGGAUAUUACUGUAUGUUCUUCCGAUCGUGUAUCAGACGCGGUUUUUGGCGAGGGAUGCCCCUUCAGCUCGGCGGCAGGCUAAUUCGAGAGUGUAUCUCCCAAAAAGCUGCAUAACACUGAUUGCUCUGUCAGCUAUUACUUGACUCUAG
Messenger RNA from Toxoplasma gondii ME49, 2203 nucleotides. RefSeq lists its product as hypothetical. The coding region runs from base 265 to 1362 and encodes 365 amino acids. The record is from RefSeq and is a predicted model, not a curated record. The transcript has a single exon. NCBI's taxonomy places the organism in Eukaryota, Apicomplexa, Conoidasida, Eucoccidiorida, Sarcocystidae.